AUGGCAUUAAGAUUUCCAAGGUUUAGCCAAGGCUUAGCUCAGGACCCCACUACUCGUCGUAUUUGGUUUGGUAUUGCUACCGCACAUGACUUCGAGAGUCAUGAUGAUAUCACCGAGGAACGUCUUUAUCAGAAUAUUUUUGCUUCUCACUUCGGGCAGUUAGCAAUAAUCUUUCUGUGGACUUCCGGCAAUCUGUUUCAUGUGGCUUGGCAAGGAAAUUUUGAGUCAUGGGUACAGGACCCCUUACAUGUAAGACCCAUUGCUCAUACUAUUUGGGAUCCUCAUUUUGGUCAACCGGCUGUAGAAGCUUUUACUCGAGGGGGUGCUCUUGGCCCAGUGAAUAUUGCUUAUUCCGGUGUUUAUCAAUGGUGGUAUACAAUCGGCUUGCGCACCAACGAAGAUCUUUAUACUGGAGCUCUUUUUCUAUUAUUUAUUUCUGCCAUAUCUUUAGUAGCGGGUUGGUUACAUCUACAACCCAAAUGGAAGCCAAGCGUUUCGUGGUUCAAAAAUGCCGAAUCUCGUCUCAAUCAUCAUUUGUCAGGGCUCUUCGGAGUAAGCUCCUUGGCUUGGGCAGGACAUUUAGUUCAUGUUGCUAUUCCCGGGUCAAGGGGUGAAUAUGUCAGAUGGAAUAAUUUCUUAGAUGUAUUACCAUAUCCCCAAGGAUUGGGGCCACUUUUUACAGGUCAGUGGAAUCUUUAUGCCCAAAACCCCGAUUCCAGUAGUCAUUUAUUCGGUACCUCCCAAGGAGCGGGAACUGCCAUUCUAACCCUUCUCGGGGGAUUCCAUCCGCAAACUCAAAGUUUAUGGCUGACCGAUAUUGCCCAUCAUCAUUUAGCUAUUGCAUUCAUUUUUCUCGUUGCUGGUCAUAUGUAUAGAACUAACUUCGGGAUUGGGCACAGUAUAAAAGAUCUUCUAGAGGCGCAUAUUCCUCCGGGGGGUCGAUUGGGGCGCGGGCAUAAAGGCCUUUAUGACACAAUCAAUAAUUCGAUUCAUUUUCAAUUAGGUCUUGCUCUAGCCUCUUUGGGGGUUAUUACUUCCUUGGUAGCUCAACACAUGUACUCUUUACCUGCUUAUGCAUUUAUAGCACAAGACUUUACUACUCAAGCUGCGUUAUAUACUCAUCACCAAUACAUCGCAGGGUUCAUCAUGACAGGAGCCUUUGCUCAUGGAGCUAUAUUCUUCAUUAGGGAUUACAACCCGCAGCAGAAUGAGGAUAAUGUAUUGGCAAGAAUGUUAGACCAUAAAGAAGCUAUCAUAUCUCAUUUAAGUUGGGCUAGCUUGUUCCUGGGGUUCCAUACCUUGGGACUCUAUGUUCAUAAUGACGUCAUGCUUGCUUUUGGUACUCCAGAAAAACAAAUCUUGAUCGAACCCAUAUUUGCCCAAUGGAUACAGUCCGCUCAUGGUAAGACUUCAUAUGGGUUUGAUGUACUCUUAUCUUCAACGAAUGGCCCAGCAUUUAAUGCAGGUCAAAGCUUAUGGUUACCUGGAUGGUUGAAUGCUAUUAAUGAAAAUCGUAAUUCACUAUUCUUAACAAUAGGGCCGGGGGACUUCUUGGUACAUCAUGCUAUUGCUCUAGGUUUGCAUACAACUACAUUGAUCUUAGUAAAAGGUGCUUUAGAUGCACGUGGUUCCAAGUUAAUGCCAGAUAAAAAGGAUUUCGGGUAUAGUUUCCCCUGCGAUGGUCCAGGACGAGGUGGUACUUGUGAUAUUUCGGCUUGGGAUGCAUUUUAUUUGGCAGUUUUCUGGAUGUUAAAUACCAUUGGAUGGGUUACCUUCUAUUGGCAUUGGAAGCAUAUCACAUUAUGGCAGGGUAAUGUUUCGCAAUUUAAUGAAUCUUCCACUUAUUUGAUGGGAUGGUUAAGAGAUUAUCUAUGGUUAAACUCUUCACAACUUAUCAACGGAUAUAAUCCUUUUGGUAUGAAUAGUUUAUCCGUCUGGGCGUGGAUGUUCUUAUUUGGGCAUCUUGUUUGGGCUACUGGAUUCAUGUUCUUAAUUUCCUGGCGUGGAUAUUGGCAGGAAUUGAUUGAAACUUUAGCAUGGGCUCAUGAACGCACACCUUUGGCUAAUUUGAUUCGCUGGAGGGAUAAACCGGUGGCUCUUUCCAUUGUACAAGCAAGACUGGUUGGCUUAGCUCACUUUUCUGUAGGUUAUAUAUUUACCUACGCAGCUUUCUUGAUUGCUUCUACAUCAGGCAAAUUUGGUUAAGUUGAUUAUUUAUUUUCAAAAGGAAGGCGCGAUAUCAAAAAAAAUCUCAUUUUUUAUUUCGAUGGAGAGGGGGCGCGCCUUCUUAUAUUUAUACAUCUAGGAUCCGAUCUGUAUUGUGUAUCAUUGGUAAUAAUAGGAACUACACCAUUAUGGCAAGGAAAAGUUUGAUUCAGAGGGAGAAGAAGAGGCAGAAAUUAGAAGAGAAAUAUCAUUUGAUUCGUCGAUCCUCAAAAAAGAAAUAAGCAAAGUUUCAUCGUUGGACGAGAAAUGGGAAAUUCAUGUAAAAUUGCAAUCCCCACCACGUAAUAGUGCACCUAUACGUCUUCAUCGACGCUGUUUUUUGACCGGAAGACCCAGAGCUAACUAUCGAGACUUUGGGCUAUCCGGACACGUACUCCGCGAAAUGGUUCAUGCAUGUUUGUUGCCGGGGGCAACAAGAUCAAGUUGGUAGGGAUAAAAAGAUCCCUUCCAAGUCCUAUUUCUAUUCAUUUCUAUUAGAGGA
Messenger RNA from Nymphaea colorata (pocket water lily), 2707 nucleotides. Its product is annotated as photosystem I P700 chlorophyll a apoprotein A2. The record is from RefSeq and is a predicted model, not a curated record. Gene Ontology annotation, biological process: photosynthesis. Gene Ontology annotation, cellular component: photosystem I; thylakoid; membrane. The transcript has a single exon. Lineage: Eukaryota; Viridiplantae; Streptophyta; Magnoliopsida; Nymphaeales; Nymphaeaceae. Bases 1 to 2205 code for a protein of 734 amino acids.